AUGUCCGGUUCCCGCAUUAAUUUUCACAAGAGUAACCUCUACGGUAUUAACGUUGAUCAAUGGUUUAUGGAAGCCGCUUCAACCUUUCUUUCUUAUAAAGUCGGUUUGUUAUCUUUCAAAUUUCUUGGUGUGAGAGUGGGGGGAGAUCCUAGGAAGCUUGUGAUGUGGAGAGAUUUGUUGUUGAUGAUGAAAAAAAGAUUGGCCGUGUGGAGAGGGAUUCAUCUUAAUAUGGCGGGUAGGGUGGUGUUGAUCAACUCGGUUCUUAAUGCGGUGCCGUUAUAUUCUCUUUCCUUUUAUAAGGCACCUAAGAAGGUGUUGAAAGAGAUAGUAGCCAUUCAAAGGAAUUUUCUUUGGGGUGGAUGUGAGAUUAGAAAAACGGUUAAUUGGGUUAGUUGGGAUACGAUUUGCAAAACUAGAGAAGAAGGAGGGUUAGGUGUGAAAAACGUGGAAAUUAUGAAUGUGGCGUUACUUAGUAAAUGGAAGUGGAGGAUUCUUACGGAGAAGGAGGCGGUAUGGAGGGAUCUUUUAGAGGCAAGAUACGGUAAUGUGAAGGUGAAGGUUUUAAUAGGGGACAUUUCGGUGGUGGGUAAAAAGGAUUCAAUUUGGUGGAGAGACAUUUUGAUUUCGGACAAUUAUGAGAAUCUCAAAACAAUCAUUUUGCGGGGGCAAUAG
Messenger RNA from Vicia villosa (hairy vetch), 672 nucleotides. RefSeq lists its product as uncharacterized. The transcript has a single exon. The record is from RefSeq and is a predicted model, not a curated record. Bases 1 to 672 code for a protein of 223 amino acids. Lineage: Eukaryota; Viridiplantae; Streptophyta; Magnoliopsida; Fabales; Fabaceae.